CCCUUGGUCCUUCAGUGGCAGCCAUGGACUGGGGCUCGCUGGCGUCUUUUGUCACGUCCAUCAACGCCACGGAGAUAAUCACGCAGCUUGAAGGCUUCAAUGUGAGCGGCGCACCCGCACUUGUCCUCGGCAACACGAGCAUCGACUACCCGACGGUUGUGAGUGCGGCCUCGGCGGCGCAGUCGGCCGUGUACGAGGCUGCGGACGCGGCGGUCGCGACCAAAGCCUCCGCGUACGCACAGCUUGGCGCGAUCGACAAUGAGCAGGCGGUGUUCGCGGUGCAGGAGCAGGUCGCGGGGCUGAAUGCGACGCAGUACCUGGAGCAGGCCGCGCAGUACCUCAGCGCGGUGAGCGAAGAGAUGUCUGCGGCGGCGCUGCAGGAGGGCGGCGAGGGGACCGAGGCCGAGGUCUCACGCGGCUCCCUCCUCCUCCUCCCCUCCGUCGGCCUCCUCGCCCUCUCCCUCCUCGCCGUCGCCCUGGCCGCGCGGCGCCGCCGGCAGAUGGCGCCGCCCGCUUCGGCGCACCUCGUCUAGCCGAUCGCCUGCUCUGGCCGGCCGUCUGGGCGCGGGCCGGUUUGCGAGGGGUCGGUCGAAGGCGCAAGGUGCAGCCGCUUCAGAGGUGAGGCGCGCGGUGAGGCGCGCGGUGCACACGGGGCCU
Molecule: messenger RNA, 657 nt
Organism: Emiliania huxleyi CCMP1516
Lineage: Eukaryota; Haptophyta; Isochrysidales; Noelaerhabdaceae
Exons: 5
Coding region: 24-533 (169 amino acids)
Source: RefSeq, a predicted model, not a curated record